Molecule: messenger RNA, 753 nt
Organism: Paramuricea clavata
Lineage: Eukaryota; Metazoa; Cnidaria; Anthozoa; Malacalcyonacea; Plexauridae
Source: the annotation of a GenBank genome assembly
AUGGGUGACAAGAACGCUUCCAAGCGCGGUGCGCAAAGUUUAAAUAAUUCGUUGUCAAAUACGCCCAAUAAACCAGUUCGUUCGAAAAUACCAAAACCGAACGACUGUAAGGAAGGAAAGAAGGAAGAAAAUAGCACUGAAAUACAGGCUAUGUUCCAACAUAUCAUGGACAAGCUUGGUAAGCUUGACGUCAUAGACAGUCGUGUUCAGUCUGUAGAGCACGAACUAAAAGAGAUGAAAAAAUCACUCGAUUUUGUGCACGAAGAGGUCGAAGACCUAAAGAAAGAAAAUGCUAAAUUGAAGAAGUCGGAUGGAGAGACGCAAGAAAGGUUGGCGACCUUAGAAAAGCAGAAUGAUAUGAUGAAAAAUCGUCUCAUUGACCUUCAAACAAGGUCAAUGCGAGACAAUCUCAUAUUUUAUCUCUGAUUUUAUAAUGUCGAAGAAAAAGAAGAGGAAAAUACAACACAAUUAAUUCACAGUAUUCUCGAAAGUCAUCUUGAAAUACAAGACGCAAAGUUGAUUAAGCUAGAUCGAAGUCACAGAAUGGGAAAGAAACAGCAAGGAAAAACACGUGCCAUUGUGGCAAAGUUUAAUUAUUUCCCCGACAAAGUGCGGGUUUUAGCCAUCGCCAAAAAAUUGAAAGAUACUGGAAUAGCAAUCUCGGAGCAGUUCCCGGAGGAGAUUGUCAACAUCAGAAAGAAGCUCAUGCCAGUAUUUAAGAAGGCAAGGGCAGAAGGUAAAAAAGUGAAGAUG